GCAUAAAUGUGGUAGCAUUUAAACUACUCAUUCACAUACAUGCCAGACUCUACUAGCCUCCAUUAAUAUCUUCUUGGCUCAUCCUUGUUACCUUUUCGUGAUAAAAAGUUUUACAAUUUGGGGUAUAAGUAGUUGUUAUUGAGAUCGAUGGAGGGUGUGCUAAAGAAAUGGUUGUGGGUAGUUUGCGUGGCGUUUCUGGUGUUGCAUGGAAAAAUAGCUGCUCAACAGGUUCCGUGCUACUUCAUUUUUGGAGAUUCAUUGGUGGAUAAUGGGAAUAAUAAUCAGCUUUCUUCUUUGGCUAGAGCUGAUUAUUUGCCUUAUGGUAUUGACUUCGCUGGCGGUCCGAGUGGAAGGUUUUCUAAUGGCAAAACCACAGUGGAUGAGAUUGCUCAGCUUUUGGGGUUCAGAAACUACAUUCCUCCCUAUGCAACCGCAAGGGGUCGACAAAUACUUGGAGGAGUAAAUUAUGCAUCUGCAGCCGCUGGAAUCAGAGAGGAAACUGGACAACAAUUGGGAGAUCGCAUUACUUUUAGUGGUCAAGUAAGAAACUACCGAAAUACUGUUUCUCAAAUUGUGAACUUGCUAGGGGGCGAGGACGCAGCGGCAGAUUACUUGAAACAGUGCAUAUUUUCCAUUGGAUUAGGCAGCAAUGAUUAUCUUAACAAUUACUUCAUGCCCCAAUUCUACUCAUCCAGUAGGCAAUAUACACCGGUGCAGUAUGCUGAUGUUCUUAUCCGGCAGUACACUGAGCAACUAACGAAUUUGUACAACUAUGGAGCAAGAAAGUUCGCGUUAAUUGGAGUAGGUCAGAUAGGGUGCAGCCCAAGCGAACUGGCUCAAAAUAGUCCAGAUGGUAGAACAUGUGUCCAAAGAAUUAACUCUGCCAAUCAAAUUUUCAACAGCAGACUCAGAUCUCUUGUUGAUCAAUUCAAUGGCAACACACCUGAUGCAAGAUUUAUCUACAUCAAUGCUUAUGGUAUUUUCCAAGAUCUGAUUAACAACCCUUCUAGAUAUGGUUUUAGGGUAACGAAUGCUGGGUGCUGUGGUGUGGGAAGAAACAACGGUCAAAUUACAUGUCUACCUUUCCAAACUCCAUGCCAAAAUAGGAACCAGUAUUUGUUUUGGGAUGCAUUUCACCCUACCGAGGCAGCCAAUGUAAUUAUUGGAAGAAGAUCUUACAGUGCUCAAUCUGGGUCGGAUGCUUACCCGUUUGAUAUCCGCCGGUUGGCCCAAGUCCGACUCUUCUCUCCUUAUUCUGUUUUUUUCUUUUUCUUUUUUCACUCAAAUGCUUGCAUAGUUAUAUUUUUUUCUAAAUAUUUUUCAUCAGUGAUGGCUCGGCAAUCACAAGUAUGUUGGUUGGUCUUUGUUGUAUUAAUUUUUCUGAACUUGUCAAUAAGUUGUAUUAAUGCACAACAAGUGCCUUGUUAUUUCAUUUUUGGGGACUCAUUUGCUGCUAAUGGCAACGACAAUGACCUCGACACUUUUAAAGCCAAUUACUUGCCAUAUGGUAUUGAUUUUCCUGAUGGUUCUACAGGAAGGUUCAGCAAUGGCAAAACCAUGGUCGAUAUUAUUGCUGAAAAAAUUGGGUUUAAGGAUUACAUUCCACCUUUCAAGAAAGUUGGUAAUGGCUCAGAAAUUCUCAAAGGUGCAAAUUAUGCAUCUGCUGGAGCAAUAGUACAAGCAGACAUUGCAGGAAGCGAGGUUACCGCGAUUAGCCUCAGUCAACAAGUUAGAAACCACCAAAAAGUAGUCCGACGCAUUAACAAUUUGUUAGGCAACAAAAACAAGACUAGAAAAUACCUUCAGAAAUGCUUAUAUUCAGUUGGAAUUGGUAGCAAUGAUUAUCUGUUAGACUACUAUACACCUCAAAAUAAUGGGUCAGAACCACUACGCAAAUCCCCAUCAGAGGCAUAUGCAGAGAGCCUAGUUGAUGCUCACUUGUUCAAUCGCUUGAAUGCAUUGUACAAAGCUGGAGCAAGGAAAAUUGUACUGUUUGGCUUGCCACCAUUGGGUUGCAGCCCAGCUGCAGUUAGAAUGUAUGACACACAUCAACACUGUAUCUCUGUCAUUGACACAGAUGCUCAUAUCUUCAACAGCAGGCUGCAAAUUUUAGUUGAUAGGUUGAACAAAAACUAUAAGAAUGCACAAUUUACCUACAUCAACAUUUACGACAUUACAUCAGCUAGAGUUUUUCCAGGUUUCAAGAAGAAUGAUGUUCCAUGCUGUGAUACAGACUACAAUGGAAUGUGUUACCCUAAGGCAACAAGAUGCAAGGCCCCCAAAGAAUACUUUUUCUGGGAUGGGUACCGCCCAACAGAGGCUGCAAACAUAAUCCUGGGGAGUCUCGCACUUAAUGCUUCUGUUCCAUCUCAAGCUUACCCUUAUAAUAUCCAACAAUUGAUUGCGAAGACUGCAAAGGACACAAAGAAUCACAUGGUGUGCGAGACAAGACGAUGGUGGGUUGUCUUCCUUUUUGUCUCGGUAGUAUCAGAAAAGAUAGAUUGGGCUGAUGCAGAACCUGAGGUGCCUUGUUUUUUCAUCUUUGGUGAUUCUUUGGCUGAUAAUGGCAACAAUAACAACCUUAACACUUUAGCCAAAGCUAAUUAUCCUCCCUAUGGGAUUGAUUAUGCUGACGGACCCACUGGAAGAUUCACUAAUGGUAGAAACACUGUUGAUAUCCUAGCUGACCUCCUUGGUUUUGAUCAUCAUAUUCCACCAUUUGCAACUGCUAAAGGUCAGAUCAUACUUCAAGGUGUGAACUAUGCGUCAGGAUCUGCAGGAAUUCUCCAGGAGACUGGGAAACAUUUGGGUCAGAAUAUGGACUUGGACCAGCAAAUAAAAAAUCAUCAGAUAACAAUCUCACGCAUGAUUAGCAUACUGGGGAACAAUGAAACUGCAGCUACGAAGCAAUUAAAUCGGUGCAUAUAUGGUGUCGGGAUGGGCAGUAAUGAUUAUAUUAACAACUACUUCCUGCCUGAAAAUUACCCAACAAGCAAAACCUUUUCCCUUGAUUCAUAUGCCAAAGCUCUCAUCAGCCAGUACUCCAAACAAUUAAUGGCUUUGUACAAUCAAGGAGCAAGAAAAAUCGCCCUGGCUGGAUUGGGAAAUAUAGGAUGCAUUCCACAUUCAACUGCUAUCCGUCGGAGAAAUGGCUCCUUAUGUGCAGACAUUAUGAACGAGGCGGUCCAUCUUUUUAACAAUCAGCUCGUAUCUCUCGUCCAGCAACUUAAUAGAAAUUUAUCCGAUGCAAAAUUCAUAUAUAUAAAUAGUACAAGUAUUGCAGCGGGUGACCCGACCACAGUUGGUUUCAGAAAUUUGACUUCAGGCUGCUGUGAAGCAAGACAGGAUGGACAAUGCAUUGAAAAUCAAGCACCCUGUCCCGACAGAAGAGUAUUUGUUUUCUGGGAUACUUUUCAUCCUACUGAAGCUUCAAAUUUAUUUACUGCAGGAAGAACAUACAAAUCUCUUAACUCUUCUGAUUGCUAUCCAUUUGAUCUUCAUAGUUUAGCUCAACUUGAUUUUGUUUGUUGUGGAAAUACCAGAAAAUAUACGAGCAGAGGUCUUAUAAACUAAACUUUGUAUAUUAUU
Messenger RNA from Ricinus communis (castor bean), 3588 nucleotides. RefSeq lists its product as uncharacterized. Gene Ontology annotation, molecular function: hydrolase activity, acting on ester bonds. The transcript is spliced from 15 exons. The coding region runs from base 148 to 3573 and encodes 1141 amino acids. The record is from RefSeq and is a predicted model, not a curated record. NCBI's taxonomy places the organism in Eukaryota, Viridiplantae, Streptophyta, Magnoliopsida, Malpighiales, Euphorbiaceae.